Molecule: messenger RNA, 1050 nt
Organism: Soboliphyme baturini
Lineage: Eukaryota; Metazoa; Nematoda; Enoplea; Dioctophymatida; Soboliphymatidae
Source: the annotation of a GenBank genome assembly
AUGAUCCGACUGUCUUGCGCUUCUCAGAACUACGAAUGGGGCAAGCCCGGUGAGACCAGCAUCGUCGGACGAAUGUGUUCCAUGCAAGGUUCCGAGCCGAUUAACCAGUCUAAACCAUACGCGGAAUUAUGGAUGGGAACUCACGAAAAAGGCGCCUCGAAAAUUUUUGGCACCGACCAACUGCUGUCCGUUUGGCUAAGAAAGAAUCCGCACGUUCUCGGCGACAAAAUGCAGAACCUCGUGAAGGAGCCAGAUUCAGAAGUCCAGCUACCGUUCCUCUUCAAAGUUCUGUCCGUCAACAAAGCGUUGUCGAUUCAGGCACACCCAGAUAAGGCUGAAGCUUGUCGUCUUCACGAGCGAGACCCGAAAAACUAUCCAGACCCUAACCAUAAACCAGAAAUGGCUAUUGCGUUGACGUCGUUCGAAAUGUUAUGCAACGUCAAAGAGCUGCGGAGUGUGAUCGGCGAUGAAUGCUAUGAAAAGUUCAGCAGGGUUGCUAGCAGCAAGAACGUGAAUGAUGAAGAGCUGAAAAAUGCUUUGCGAGCCUGUUUCACAGCUUUGAUGAAUCGUCCAAGUGAUUGCCUGCAAACCGCAUUGCAGUCUCUAGUCAACCGGAUACGUGACGACAGUGUUGUAAACGUUGGUGUUGUUGAUGCUAAGCUUAUCUUGCGGCUGUCCCGAUGUUUUCCGGGGGACGUCGGCUGCUUCGCGCCGUUUUUUUUAAACCAUUUUUAUCUGGAACCUGGCGAGGCCGUGUUUCUCGGACCUAACGAACCGCAUGCAUACCUUUUCGACUGUAUCGAAUGCAUGGCGUGCUCUGACAACACCAUACGAGCGGGACUCACGCCGAAGUAUAAGGACGUCGAUACGUUGUGCCGAGUUUUGUCAUACAGAUGUGUUAGCCCGGAACUAUUAAAAGUUGCUGCUAAGUCAUCCGUCGCACAGGAUCGCUGUGUAACCAUCUACAGUCCCCCGAUUUCGGAGUUCGCCGCUCAUCGGAUAACAGUAAGAAAUUUGCUGGUUAUUCGGUUUCUGAUUUUAUCCUUUUAA